AUGCGUCUUCCCACUCUACUCUCCAGGAAGAGCAGGCAGCAGGCGAAGGGAGAUGCCAAGGAAACUGUCGACAAGGCCUCGGAGGCAGCACGCAAUGCAGCCGCGGCUGCUUGCCAGGGAGCUCAAGAUGUAGCUGACACCUCCGCCAGCUAUGUUGAGAAAGCAUCGGAUACAGCGGUGGCUGCAGCACGCGAGGGCGCACAGAAUGCGGCUGACACAUCGGCAACUUACAUGGAGAAGGCUCGCCAGGGUGCCCAAGACAUGGCAGAUGCCUCAGCACCUUACGUGGAGAAGGCUCAGCAGGGUGCUCAAGAUAUGGCUGACGCCUCGGCACCUUACGUGGACAAGGCUCGCCAGGGUGCCCAGGACAUGGCGGAUGCCUCAGCACCUUACGUGGAGCAGGCUCGCCAGGGUGCUCAAGACAUGGCUGAUGCCUCGGCACCUUACGUAGAGAAGGCUCGCCAGGGUGCCCAGGACGUGGCGGAUGCCUCAGCACCUUAUGUGGAGCAGGCUCGCCAGGGUGCUCAAGAUAUGGCUGAUGCCUCAGCACCUUAUGUGGAGCAGGCUCGCCAGGGUGCUCAAGAUAUGGGUGAUGCCUCGGCACCUUACGUGGAGAAGGCUCGCCAGGGUGCCCAAGACGUGGCGGAUGCCUCAGCACCUUACGCGGAGCAGGCUCGCCAGGGUGCCAAGGAUGCUUGUGAUGCAUCCGCUCCCUACAUUGAGAAGGCUCGCCAAGGCGCAAAGGAUGCGGCUGACGCAUCAGCACCUUACAUCGAGAAAGCUCGUCAGGGCGCCCAGGAUGCGGCUGAUGCAUCGGCACCUUAUGUGGAGAAGGUUCGCCAGGGUGCUAAGGAUGCGUGUGAUGCAUCCGCUCCCUACAUUGAGAAGGCUCGCCAGGGCGCGAAGGAUGCCGCUGAUGCAUCGGCACCUUACGUGGAGAAGGCUCGCCAGAAUGCCAAGGAUGCUUGCGAUGCAUCCGCUCCCUACAUUGAGAAGGCUCGCCAAGGCGCAAAGGAUGCGGCUGACGCAUCAGCACCUUACAUCGAGAAAGCUCGUCAGGGCGCCCAGGAUGCGGCUGAUGCAUCGGCACCUUAUGUGGAGAAGGUUCGCCAGGGUGCUAAGGAUGCGUGUGAUGCAUCCGCUCCCUACAUUGAGAAGGCUCGCCAGGGCGCGAAGGAUGCCGCUGAUGCAUCGGCACCUUACGUGGAGAAGGCUCGCCAGAAUGCCAAGGAUGCUUGCGAUGCAUCCGCACCCUACAUGGAGAAGGCUCGCCAGGGUGCCCAGGAUGUAGCCGACGCAUCCGCGCCUUACCUCGAAAAGGCGCGUCAGGGAGUUCAGAGCAUGGCCGACGCCUCGAGGCCCUGGUUCCAAAAGGCCACGGAAGCCGCACGCCAGGGCGCGCAGAAGAUUUCGGAAGCUUCAGCCCCAUACCUCCAAUCGGCCUCAGAGCAAGCCGCCAGCGCCGCCAGUGCAGCUCGCACGAAUGUGGAGAGUGCCUUCAGCAACCAGGACUGGGGCUGGCUGUCGUGCAAAAGCUGCCAGGCAACCACCUCCGAUGAGGUGGUCGUGGCUGCGGGGGCUGCAGGGGACAGAGUUCAGUAG
Messenger RNA from Symbiodinium sp. CCMP2592, 1602 nucleotides. Lineage: Eukaryota; Dinophyceae; Suessiales; Symbiodiniaceae. The record is from the annotation of a GenBank genome assembly.